AUGCCCCCGGGUAUCGACCUCAACGAGUCUAAAGUCAACGACAUCGUCGGUGCUCUCGGUUCUACUUGGGCACUGGCAGGUAUUGCCGUCACGUUCCGAUUCCUUGGGCGCCGACUGAAGCGCAAUGACAUCUGCGUGGAAGACUGGUUGAUUCUCAUUUCACUGAUCGCCUAUAUAGUGACACUUUCGACUAUCAAAUUGUCAAUCUUGCUGUUCUACUGGCGAAUUUUCAGCGCGCGGUUCAGCAUCAAAGUGCUGCUUUGGUUCUUAGCUGGUGUCAACUUGAUGUGGGCUUUGAUAGUUCUCUCCAUCGCCAUCUUCCAGUGCUUUCCGGCGCAAUAUUUCUGGAUGCGGUAUGCACCUGUGCCCCCUAGCCCUGACGAAUUCACAUGCACCAUCGACCCCAGGAUAUUCUUCAAAGCAAACUCGAUACCCAGCAUCGUUGCAGAUGCAUUCAUCGUGAUCCUUCCCAUGCCCUACGUCUGGACACUACAGAUGCCCAGGUCUCAAAGAAUCGCCGUUAUCGGGAUCUUCGCACUAGGCGCUUUGUGA
This is a messenger RNA of Colletotrichum spaethianum, 552 nucleotides long. RefSeq lists its product as uncharacterized. Lineage: Eukaryota; Fungi; Ascomycota; Sordariomycetes; Glomerellales; Glomerellaceae. The transcript is spliced from 3 exons. The record is from RefSeq and is a predicted model, not a curated record. Bases 1 to 552 code for a protein of 183 amino acids.